Nomia melanderi (Alkali bee) is the source of this 1405-nucleotide messenger RNA. RefSeq lists its product as uncharacterized. The record is from RefSeq and is a predicted model, not a curated record. NCBI's taxonomy places the organism in Eukaryota, Metazoa, Arthropoda, Insecta, Hymenoptera, Halictidae.
UAUAACUAUUCUAACCGUCGCACACGUCCAACGGAUGUACACAUGCAUAUUCGCAGCGAUACCUGUACAUUUUUAGGUUAACGAUACGCGAACGUAGGUGUGAAAAAGUAAGCGGAAAAGAAUAUGACGAUUACAUUCCGAUACACCAGGAAGAGUGGUUCAUAAGUGAUAGAGAGAACAUGACGUGGCGUAAACCACAGUCAUCUGACCGCUGUCGGUUUCCCAUGAAAAGAAUAGAAUUUCAUAUGAAACAGCGAGAGGCCAACCGAAAUCCCGACGUUGCGAUGUGACAUUCGAUGGACGAUCGAUUCAGUGCAAUUGGAAAUAAAUUUCAGUGUUGACUUAAAUAUGUUUUGUACUAUCAGACGCGAACGACUGAGGACGAUGCAUUGAAUGAUUCGUAAAAGUUCAAUUAUAAAUUCGAGAUUUUGUACGUUAGAUUUAUUUUAAUGAUGGUGCGUCGAAAUAUGAAAGAAAAUUGAAUGAAAGCGAGAACUGUCGAUAGCUGACAAGAGUAAUAUACAACAUAUUCUUCUACGAAAGAUCAAACGUAACUGCGAAUGCCAUGACUUUUCAAAUAAGUUCAAUCAAGAUUGUUUUAAUUGUAACAAUUCUGUUUUAUACAUACACCGUAACGCCAAUAAACGCAGAUGGAAUUUCGUGCUUUAAAUGCUACGCGUCGCAACCUGGACAUGAACAAACUGAUUUGUUAUGUUCACAAUUCGAUGGAAGUGCUCGAUAUCAAGUGUACUGUCCUUCGUCGACUCUUUGCAGAAAGAAAACUGUUUACUACAAGUUAAAAACAUUGAUAAUAACAGCUGUAGAAAGGGAUUGUGCACCUCAGAAACGUUCAGUUCCCAUUUAUAGUCAUGAAGAUAAUAAAUGGGAAAACAAAGAAGAAGUUGUGAAAACAGCGUACGAAGAAGGUUGUUUUGUCGGCGAAGAUAGGGGAGCACCAGCAGGUCCACCAGAAUAUUGUUUCUGUAGUUUUCAUUUAUGCAAUUCGUCUCAAUUGAUUAAAGCCACGAGUAUGUAUCAUAUUUUUGCAUUAACAAUGAUAUUACUAUUUGUAAAGCUGAUAUAAUAUUUCAAUUUGAAGUACUUAUUACUGCAAGAGUAUUAAUAUUUUUUUACACUCAAUUAAAUUUGUUGUAAGUUAAAAUAACGAACAUAUGUGAUAUACAGAUAUGUAAAUAACUAUACCGAAAUGAUAUUUUUAAUAAAUUGAAUACUCAUUUGACGAUUUAAAUACCAUUACAGAAUAUUUUUGAUGUUAAUGCUUGCAACAGAACAGCGAAAUGUAUUUAAAGCAGGCUGUGAAAAUGUCCGUAUAAAAUAUGCAUUCGUUUUACCAUAUUUUAAUGUAUAAAUAAUAAACUGAUAUCUAUGUGUGUUGGAAUAAAUA